Helianthus annuus (common sunflower) is the source of this 1206-nucleotide messenger RNA. RefSeq lists its product as uncharacterized. NCBI's taxonomy places the organism in Eukaryota, Viridiplantae, Streptophyta, Magnoliopsida, Asterales, Asteraceae. Gene Ontology annotation, molecular function: catalytic activity. The transcript has a single exon. The coding region runs from base 1 to 1206 and encodes 401 amino acids. The record is from RefSeq and is a predicted model, not a curated record.
AUGAAUGUGCUAUCAUUGAAUAUUCGCGGGUUAGGGAAUUUAGGCAAGGCGGAUUGGGUGCGUCGGCUUCGGGCGCAACAUGAGGUUAGUUUUAUUCUCUUACAGGAAUCUCAGUAUGGUUCUUUGGAUGCGGGGAAUCUUGGGCGUUUUUGGGGGUUUGGGGAUUUUAGUUAUGAUUGGGUUCCCUCUACUGGUAGAUCCGGUGGUCUGGUGUCGAUGUGGGAUCCUAAAGUCUUCGUUAUGGAUAGGGUUGUUAAAAAUUCCAACUGGAUUCUUGUUUCUGGUGUGGUUAAAGGGUGUGGGCGUCCGGUUCACGUGCUUAAUGUGUAUGCUCCGCAGAAUAUUGUGGCUAAACGUGCUCUGUGGGCUGAGAUUAGUGGGUUACUGGGUGAGGGGGAAGGUAGGUGGAUAGUGGCGGGGGACUUUAAUUCGGUUAGAUCAGUGGAAGAUAGACGGAAUUCUAAUUUUAACUUGGUUGAGGCAAAUGAGUUUAAUGAUUUUAUUGACGCUUCGGAUUUGCAUGAGUACUCCUUGAAAGGGAGGCGUUUCACCUUUGUUGCAGGCAAUAAGUUAAGUCGUAUUGAUAGAAUUUUUGUCAAUUGGGAGUUCUUUAUGGAGUGGCCUUGUGCUCAGUAUUUAGCUCUGGAGAGGUAUAAAUCGGAUCACAGUCCUUUAUUGUUGAAGACGGGGUCUAGGAACUUCGGUCCCAAACCGUUCCGGUUCUUUAAUUCUUGGCUUGGUCGGGAGGAUUUUGGUCGGGUUGUCAGUAGAUCGUUGGUUGAAGCUAUGGUCACUGGUCAUCCCGAUUCGAAAUUAUUGAUGAAAUUUAAAAUCUUGCGCAAUAACAUUGGUAUUUGGGCUUCUGAAUGUAAAGCGAAAGAGUUGGAGGAGAGGAGGUUGUUGGAGCGAGAGUUACGUGAUUUAGACAAUGCUUUGGAGGUUAGAUCUUUAUCAGAGGAGGAGGUAUGGUCUCUGGCAGAGAUUAAACGGCGACUUGGUGAACUUGAUGAUUUUUAUUAUCGAGACUUGAAACAGAAGGCUCGGUGUAAUUGGGCCAUUCACGGGGAUGACAAUUCGAGAUACUUUCAUGGUUUUAUUAAUAAGCGUAAGGCUUCUAAUCAUCUUCCUGGGAUGGAGGUCAAUGGGAGGUGGGAAACGAGUCCGGUUAUCAUUAAAAGGGAGGUUAUGGGUUUUUUUUCGGGAUAA